UCUCCGCGCAGCCCAGCCCGAGCGCCGCGCGCCGCCGCCACUGCAGCUCUCGGCCCCUUCGCCUCCGCCCGCCUUUCCCGCUGCCGAUUUGCCUUAAACUCCCUAAAAUCUCCGCAGCCCCGGUUCCUGCUGCGGCCGGUCUCUAAUUAAUAGAAGAUGGCAAAGCCCAGCCACAGCAGCUACGUCCUUCAGCAGCUAAACAACCAAAGGGAAUGGGGUUUUCUCUGUGACUGUUGUAUUGCAAUUGAUGACAUUUACUUUCAAGCACACAAAGCUGUUCUAGCUGCUUGUAGCUCCUAUUUUAGAAUGUUUUUCAUGAACCAUCAGCAUAGUACUGCACAACUGAAUCUCAGCAACAUGAAAAUUAGUGCUGAGUGUUUUGAUCUCAUUUUGCAGUUCAUGUAUUUAGGAAAAAUUAUGACAGCUCCUUCCAGUUUUGAACAGUUUAAAGUGGCAAUGAACUACCUGCAGCUGUACAAUGUCCCUGACUGCUUAGAAGACAUACAGGAUGCAGAUUGUUCUAGUUCAAAAUGUUCAUCUUCUGCUUCUAGCAAACAGAACAGCAAAAUGAUAUUUGGGGUGAGAAUGUAUGAAGACACUGUGGCUAGAAAUGGCAGUGAAGCUAAUAGGUGGUGUGCAGAGCCAAGUUCAACAGUGAAUACACCACAUAAUAGAGAGCCUGAUGAAGAGUCGUUGCAAUUAGGUAAUUUUCCUGAGCCAUUAUUUGAUGUAUGUAAAAAGAGUUCUGUGUCCAAAUUAUCUACUCCAAAAGAACGUGUAUCACGACGCUUUGGACGGAGUUUCACCUGUGAUAGUUGUGGAUUUGGCUUUAGCUGUGAAAAAUUACUAGAUGAGCAUGUGCUAACCUGUACUAACAGACAUUCAUACCAAAACACAAGAUCCUAUCAUAGGUUAGUGGAUAUUCGAGAUGGAAAAGACAGUAAUAUCAAAGCUGAAUUUGGUGAAAAGGAUUCUUCUAAAACCUUUUCUGCACAGACAGACAAAUACAGAGGAGACACAAGCCAGGCUGCUGAUGAUUCGGCUUCAACUACUGGAAGCAGGAAAAGUAGCACAGUGGAGUCUGAACUAGCCAGUGAAGAAAAAAGCAGAGCUGCUGAGAGGAAAAGAAUCAUCAUUAAGAUGGAACCAGAAGAUAUUCCUACAGAUGAACUGAAAGACUUUAACAUUAUUAAAGUUACUGAUAAAGACUGUAAUGAGUCCACUGACAAUGAUGAGUUAGAAGACGAAGCUGAAGAACCAUUUUAUAGAUACUAUGUUGAAGAAGAUGUCAGUAUUAAAAAAAGUGGGAGGAAAACUCUAAAACCUCGGAUGUCAAUAAAUGCUGAUGAAAGAGGUGGUUUAGAAAAUAUGAGGCCCCCGAACAACAGCAGUCCUGUACAAGAGGAUACUGAAAAUGCUUCUUGUGAGCUGUGUGGGCUCACAAUAACUGAGGAGGACCUGUCAUCUCAUUACUUAGCCAAACACAUCGAAAAUAUCUGCGCAUGUGGCAAAUGUGGACAAAUACUUGUGAAGGGUAGACAGCUUCAGGAGCAUGCCCAGAGAUGCGGAGAGCCCCAAGAUCUGACGAUGAAUGGGUUAGGAAAUGCCGAGGAGAAGAUGGACAUGGAAGAGAAUCCUGAUGAACAGUCAGAAAUAAGGGAUAUGUUUGUUGAAAUGUUGGAUGAUUUUAGAGACAAUCAUUUCCAGAUAAACAGUAUCCAAAAGAAGCAGUUAUUUAAACAUUCUGCCUGUCCUUUUCGAUGUCCUAAUUGUGGCCAGCGAUUUGAAACUGAAAAUCUAGUGGUUGAACAUAUGUCUAGCUGCCUAGACCAAGAUGUGUUUAAGAGUGCCAUCAUGGAAGAGAAUGAAAGAGAUCACAGACGAAAGCAUUUUUGUAACCUGUGUGGGAAAGGAUUUUAUCAGCGGUGUCACUUAAGAGAACACUAUACUGUUCAUACCAAGGAAAAACAGUUUGUUUGUCAGACAUGUGGAAAGCAGUUUUUAAGAGAACGUCAAUUGCGCCUGCACAAUGACAUGCACAAAGGCAUGGCCAGUGAUAGAAGUGCUCUGAAGGCUUUGACAAUGCCUAAGAUCCCAGGAUACCAAAAGGCUCUGUGGGAACAUACCUUUGUGGAAUGUCUCCCAUCUCCUGAUACCUGAGGUGCAGUAAACAAGGUGAUAGAAUGAAUGCCAGGGAACUGAAGCAAGUAAAGUUAGAUUUGGUGUUAGAAUUUGUGGCCCAGAUUUGGAAGUCUAUGAACUACCCAUCCCAGGGCUCUCAGUAAUCCCAUCAUCCACUUCAUUAACACUCUUUGUACUCUGCUAAACACUUGAUACAGAUGUAAUUUUAAUGAAUCGUCAUGGCCUUAUGAGGUAAGUAUUCUAUCAAUAAUUUUCCAGAUGGGGGACUGAGGUUCAGUGAGACUGAGUCUUUUUCCAGAGAGCAUACAGAAGCUAAAUACUAGCACUGAAAUUUGAAGCUAAGCCUAUUUGAUUCCUACAUUCCUGUACUUAACCAUUAAGCAACAUACUUGACCAAGAAGUACAAAGAAAAGCCUUUUCAGUUCAGGUAACACGUAUGACAAAGCUCCUAGGAGAUUCUGUGCUCCUUGUUCAUCAUCUGUCAUCUACUGUGCCUGGUAAGAUAGCUGGUAAUAGUGGUACCUAAAUGAACAUAUUGCAUAAUGUGAAAAUAUAUCAGUCAGAAGCAAAACAUUUUUAUUUGAGUAGAUCAUUCAGAAUGAUGUUUUAGAAAUGAAUAUUAAAUACUCUUGUUUUAAUUUCCCUUUAUAUUUCUACCUCUGUGAUGUUUUGCCUCUGUUAUGAUUGUUAUGUUUUAACCUCUCUGACCAGUCAGCAUUUCCUUUUAUUGGUUAUGUGAUAAAUCAUUUGAAAACCUCCAUUGUGCCCCCCCUCAAAUCAGGACCCCAGAAUGUUUUCCUCUUUUGCCUUAGCAGGUGAUGUGGAUAAGAAAUUCUUCAUUUUUUUGGCUAAAAAACAAAACAAAAUCCCUAAUUAUCAUUUUGUAAGGAUUGAAGUUUACAGAUUAAUCUAAGUCUGUCUAAAAACAAAUUAUUCUAGCCAUUUGUAAUUCAAUUUACCAAAAGUAUCUAUGUAUUUCUAGUGUAAGCUUACAAUCUUACUUGUAAAAGAAAUGAAAGAUAAUUUCCGGAAACAAUUGUAUAUCCACCCUAACCUAGCAGCAAACUUUUAAGAAAUGGAAUAGUCUACUGGUUUAAGUGAAACAACAUCCCUCCCCAUCUAAUCGAUUUUAAUUUCAUGCAUCUAUUGCCUGAUUUCUAAAACCUAUACAAUAGGUUUUACUGUUACUUAACAAAGCCUACUACUUUAAUGAUCUCUACCAUCUGCCAAAUGUUAUUUUUUUUAAAAGGUGAGACUAGAAGAAGAAGAUGGUGAAGAUUCCAUACAAAAUAUAUAAUCUUUUAGGUGGCCCACUUUCAUUGCCUUCUAUCAAACUCAAGGACUUAUUCCUUGGUAACAAGGGUUGUUGCUGUUUAGUCCCUAAAUCAUGACUCUUUUGUGACCCCAUGGACUGUAGCCCUCCUGGCUCCUCUGUCCAUGGGAUUUCCCAGGCAAGAAUACUGGAGUGGGUUGCCAUUUCCUUCUCCAGGGGAUCUUCCUGAACCAGGGAUUGAGGCAGUGUCUCUUGCAUCGGCAGGCAGAUUCUUUACUACUGAGCCACCAGGAAAGCUCCAACAUAUGGGUUGAGUCUAGACCAAGUGAAAUUUAGCUACUUAUAAAUUUAUAUGCUGGCAAGAGGCGAAAGUGCAAGGAUUUAGAAUGUUUGUGUCUCUAAAUAUUGGUAAAUAUAAACUAAAUGACAAUAGCAGCUUAUAAAUUCAUGCUAAUUUUAAACUAGUUUAAUAACACAUAUGCAUAUGCUUAGUUGACUUAGCAUUUAGAAGUUAAAUUCAUUUAAGUUGCUCCCUUACUAUAUUUAGGAGAACCAAAUCACUAAGGUCCAUUAUUAGUGACAAAAUUGUUCAUCUUUUCUAUCAAAUUCCACCACAGAUCACUAGUGGGCAGGAAGCCAUUUAUAAUUUUUUUUAAUCAUCUUGCUGGCAAGAAAAAGACUGUAUGAAGAUUAUAAUUGAGUACUUGCCUCUAAAUUAAAUGUAUCAAUGUAC
Bubalus bubalis (water buffalo) is the source of this 4148-nucleotide messenger RNA. It is a transcript of the gene ZBTB1, whose product is annotated as zinc finger and BTB domain containing 1. NCBI's taxonomy places the organism in Eukaryota, Metazoa, Chordata, Mammalia, Artiodactyla, Bovidae. The record is from RefSeq and is a predicted model, not a curated record. Gene Ontology annotation, biological process: regulation of cytokine production; regulation of immune system process; negative regulation of transcription by RNA polymerase II. The transcript is spliced from 3 exons. The coding region runs from base 157 to 2160 and encodes 667 amino acids. Gene Ontology annotation, molecular function: protein binding.